Messenger RNA from Toxorhynchites rutilus septentrionalis, 921 nucleotides. RefSeq names its product SAYSvFN domain-containing protein 1 (gene Saysd1). NCBI's taxonomy places the organism in Eukaryota, Metazoa, Arthropoda, Insecta, Diptera, Culicidae. The coding region runs from base 220 to 792 and encodes 190 amino acids. The transcript is spliced from 2 exons. The record is from RefSeq and is a predicted model, not a curated record.
CAGAUUGUUUUAGGAGUCGGACUGAAGUAUUCCUCAAUCGGUGACUUUUGAGUCGUGUUAUCAGAUUGGGGUAGAUCGUAUAAUGUGCCAGGAGAUGUUGAUUUACAAAACAGAUUGAACAUUCCGGUAGAAAGCAGCAAAACAAACUCGUGAAUCCUUUCGAUGGCUUAACAGUACACAAUAAAAGAAGUGUAAAGUUUAAUUUUCGUGUAGUUUCCUAUGGAAAGCAAGCUUAACAGCUAUCGAACGAAUAAACGUCGUCAGGCGCUGCUGAACAACUUCAAGGAUCGCCUGUACAAUAUGGUCUCAUUUCAGCAGGUUCGAGUAGAAGAAAAGUCUACUCAUGUUAUAGUGGAGGCCGAUACCGAACCACAACCCGUUCCUAAAGUGAAAAUAACCCCAGUUCACAAGCCAAAACUAGAGCAAAGCAAUAAAAAAUUACGCACCAGUUCGGAAACCGACUCCGUAAUCUCGGUAAAUAGCUUGUCCGCGGAUGAGACAGCUGAUUCGCGCGAUGCACCGAUCCAGAAACAGGCCAGAUCUUAUUUGACGUACGUCACGUAUCUGGUGUAUUUCCUUUUCUGGGUUACACUAUAUGCGAUCGCAAUCGAGCUCCGGUUCGGAGUGGUGUUUUUGAUGAUCUCCGCCCUGGUGGCGAUCUACUUUAACACCCGUACCGAACGGACACCGGGCGAGAUUAGCGCUUACAGUGUUUUCAACAAAGACUGCGAAUCGAUCGAUGGCACGCUAAAAGCGGAACAGUUCGAGAGGGAAAUUGGAAUCCGGCACUGAGAGUGCAAAUGGAGAGAGUUCUUUGAGUGUGCGAAGAUUAUUUUCGCAGAUACUGAGUUUCAUAUUUUUACAAUAGAUAUCUACUAUUUACGAUGGGUGAAAAUAUAUUUAUCGGGAUUAUUUAUUCGA